Jaculus jaculus (lesser Egyptian jerboa) is the source of this 6016-nucleotide messenger RNA. RefSeq names its product fibronectin type III domain containing 3A (gene Fndc3a). The record is from RefSeq and is a predicted model, not a curated record. The coding region runs from base 277 to 3873 and encodes 1198 amino acids. Lineage: Eukaryota; Metazoa; Chordata; Mammalia; Rodentia; Dipodidae. Gene Ontology annotation, molecular function: protein binding. The transcript has 26 exons.
UAGUAAUCAUGGCGGCGGCGGCGUUCGUAGUCCCUCGGGUGAAACAGAAAGCGGGAGCUACGCGGAGAGGGAGCGAAGAGCGGGGCUGAGGCGGCGCCGUCCCUGCUGGGAAACGAGCCCACGGGUCCGCGCAGCCUCGGCGGACCGAGAGCUGGCUGCAGGGCGGAGGGGGAGAGGGAGCGGGCAGGAACCCGAACCAGAGCACCAGGGAGCCGUCUUCCCGGCCUCCGAGCGGAGGGUUGAAGGGUUAUUCAGCAUAUUAAUGCCUUAUUGAUAAUGGCAGAACACCCUCCUCUGCUGGACACAACUCAGAUUUUAAGUGGUGAUAUUUCCCUUCUAUCUGCCCCUAUUGUAAGUGCAGAUGGAACACAACAGGUUAUUCUGGUACAAGUUAAUCCAGGGGAAGCAUUUACAAUACGAAGAGAAGAUGGACAGAUUCAGUGCAUUACAGGUCCUGCUCAGGUUCCAAUGAUGUCCCCAAAUGGUUCUGUGCCUCCUAUUUAUGUGCCUCCUGGAUAUGCCCCACAGGUUAUUGAAGAUAAUGGUGUUCGAAGAGUUAUUGUGGUUCCACAGACACCAGAAUUUCACCCUGGUGGUCACACAGUUAUCCACCGUUCUCCCCAUCCUCCUCUGCCUGGUUUCAUUCCAGUCCCAACCAUGAUGCCCCCUCCGCCACGUCACAUGUACUCCCCAGUAACUGGAGCUGGAGACAUGGCAACACAAUAUAUGCCACAGUAUCAGUCUUCACAAGUAUAUGCAGAUGUAGAUGCUCAUUCUGCACAUGGAAGGUCCAACUUUAGAGAUGAAAGAUCUAGUAAAACAUAUGAACGUCUGCAGAAAAAAUUAAAGGAUCGACAAGGAACACAGAAAGAUAAAAUGAGCAGUCCACCAUCAUCACCCCAGAAAUGCCCUUCUCCUAUAAGUGAACAUAACGGAUUUAUAAAAGGGCAGAAUGCCAGUGGUCUGCAUACAGGACCAGCAAAAAACAAAUCAGGGAAAGGAAAAGGUGGUAUCCAAGUUGAUGCAGAAAUAGAAGAAAAAGAUGAAGAAGCUAAAGCAUUAGAAGCAUUUCUUUCCAACAUUGUCAAACCAACGGCUUCGGAUAUCCAGGCAAGGACAGUGGUACUUACCUGGUCACCACCUUCCAGUUUCAUUAAUAGCAAAACAGAAGAAACUACUGUACCAGAGCUCUGCAUUUAUGAAAUUCUGGUCUCAAGUACUGGAAAAGAUGGGAAAUACAAAAGUGUUUAUAUAGGAGAAGAAACAAGUGUUAUUUUAAAUGAUCUCAAACCAGCCACUGAUUACCAUGCAAAAGUACAGGCAGAGUCAAAUUCUAUAAAGGGAACUCCUUCAGAAGCUGAAAGCUUUACUACUUUGAACUGUGAACCUGACAUACCUAAUUCACCAAGGAUAGCCAAUCGGACCAAAAACUCACUCACUCUGCAAUGGAAGGCACCUAGUGACAAUGGUUCUAAAAUCCAAAGCUUUAUUUUAGAAUGGGAUGAGGGUAAAGGAAAUGGAGAGUUUUGUCAGUGUUACAUGGGCUCCCAGAAGCAAUUUAAAGUUACUAAACUGUCACCAGCAAUGGCUUAUAAAUUUAGAUUGUCAGCAAAAAAUGACUAUGGUACAAGCGGCUUUAGUGAAGAAGUCUUAUAUUACACCUCAGGCUGUGCCCCCUCUAUGCCAGCAAGUCCUAUAUUAACCAAGGCUGGAGUUACUUGGUUGUCCUUACAGUGGAGUAAACCUUCAGGAACACCAUCAGAUGAAGGAAUUGCUUACAUAUUAGAGAUGGAGGAAGAAGCAUCCGGAUAUGGUUUUAAGCCUAAAUAUGAUGGAGAAGAUCUUGCUUACACAGUGAAAAAUCUGAGACGUAGUACUAAGUAUAAAUUUAAGGUUAUUGCUUAUAACUCAGAAGGUAAAAGUAAUCCCAGUGAAAUAGUAGAAUUCACUACCUGCCCUGAUAAACCAGGAAUACCUGUUAAACCUUCAGUUAAAGGAAAGAUACAUUCACACAGUUUUAAAAUCACUUGGGAUCCACCAAAAGACAAUGGAGGGGCACCCAUCAAUAAGUAUGUAGUGGAGAUGGCAGAAGGUUCUAAUGGAAACAAAUGGGAUAUGAUAUACAGUGGUGCUACUAGAGAACAUCUUUGUGAUCGGCUGAAUCCAGGGUGUUUCUAUCGUUUACGAGUUUACUGCAUUAGUGAUGGAGGCCAGAGUGCGGUCUCUGAAUCUUUACUUGUGCAGACUCCAGCUGUGCCUCCUGGACCAUGCCUUCCUCCCCGAUUACAGGGUAGACCCAAAGCAAAAGAAAUACAGUUACGAUGGGGACCUCCUGUAUUUGAUGGUGGAUCACCCAUCUCCUGUUAUGCUGUGGAAAUAUCCUCUACAGAAAAAGAUGAACCCAGAGAUGUCUACCAAGGCUCCGAAGUGGAAUGUACAGUGAACAACCUUCUUCCAGGAAAGACUUACAGCUUCAGACUACGUGCAGCUAACAAAAUCGGGUUUGGGCCAUUUUCAGAAAAAUAUGACAUUACUACAGCCCCUGGACCACCAGAUCAAUGCAAGCCCCCUCAAGUGACGUGCAGAUCUGCAACUUGUGUACAAGUGAAUUGGGAGAUUCCUUUGAGUAAUGGAACUGAUGUCACUGAGUAUCGAUUGGAAUGGGGAGGAAUUGAAGGAAGUAUGCAGAUAUGUUACUGUGGGCCUGGCCUCAGCUAUGAAUUAAAAGGACUUUCUCCAGCAACUACCUAUUACUGCCGAGUACAGGCUCUGAGUCUUGUGGGUGCAGGUCCUUUCAGUGAGGUAGUAGCCUGUGUGACUCCUCCAUCAGUUCCUGCCAUUGUGACUUGUCUUCAAGAAAUAAAUGAUUAUGAUAUAGAAAAUCUCCAUUAUUCACCUUCUACAUGCCUUGCAAUAAGCUGGGAAGAGCCUUAUGAUCAUGGUUCAGAAAUCCUUGCCUACAGCAUAGACCUUGGAGAUAAGCAGCCCUUGACAGUGGGAAAGAUUACAAGCUAUAUUAUAAACAAUUUGCAACCAGAUACAACAUACAGAAUACGAAUUCAAGCUUUGAAUAGCCUUGGAGCUGGCCCUUUCAGCCAUAUGAUAAAAUUAAAAACUAAGCCCCUCCCUCCUGAUCCACCUCGUCUGGAAUGUGUUGCCUUUAACCACCAGAACCUUAAGUUGAAAUGGGGUGAAGGAAUGCCAAAGACACUGUCAACAGAUUCUAUUCAGUACCACCUUCAGAUGGAAGAUAGGAAUGGAAGGCUUGUUUCCUUGUAUAGAGGACCAUGUCAUACAUAUAAAGUACAAAGACUUAAUGAGUCAACAUCUUAUAAAUUCUGUAUUCAAGCUUGUAAUGAGGCCGGGGAAGGUCCUCUCUCCCAAGAAUAUAUUUUUACCACACCAAAAUCUGUUCCAGCUGCCUUGAAAGCCCCAAAAAUAGAGAAAGUAAAUGACCACAUUUGUGAAAUUACAUGGGAAUAUUUACAGCCAAUGAAAGGUGAUCCAGUUAUUUACAGUCUUCAAGCUAUGGUGGGAAAAGAUUCAGAAUUCAAACAGAUUUACAAAGGUCCUGACUCUUCAUUCCGGUAUUCCAACCUUCACCCAAACUAUGAGUAUCGAUUCCGUGUGUGUGCCAUUCGUCAGUGCCAAGAUCCUUUGGGACACCAGGACCUAGUAGGUCCCUACAGCACCACGGUACUCUUCAUCUCCCAGAGAACAGAACUGCCAGCCAGCACCAACAGAGACACUGUGGACAGCGUGCGGACCCGGCGCACACUUAGUGAUGAGCAGUGUGCCGCUGUCAUCCUUGUGCUGUUUGCUUUCUUUUCCAUUUUGAUUGCCUUUAUUAUUCAGUACUUUGUAAUCAAGUGAAAAUACAAGUUUAUUUUUAACAGUGUAUUACAUUUUAUUUUGUCAUGUACUAAAAUUAUGUCUGUAUUGCUUUCACAAAAAUGGUGACAUUUAGCACUAGGAUUGAGACACAUUAUUUGUGGCAUUUUCAGUGCUUAUUAGAUAAAGGCUGAUACUUUAUUAGAAUGCAAGCCACAGAAACACCAAUUUGGGGAGGACUUAUGUGGAGACAUCUUACAUUUUUUUCCUUUUUUCCCCCUUUUAUUUUCUCUUUUGAUACUCUUUCUUGUAAACAAACUCCCCUGGAGGCAACAUUUAUAAUUGUUGUGACCAAUAAGCAUGACUAUAAAAACGAUGACCAGAUCUAUUUGUUUCAAAGAUUAUUAGCAAGUGAGAAUUUCCAAAUGACUAGAAGUCAUACUAACAUGCUAUAUAAAAAUGUUCAAGUCUGAUGCUGUGAAAGCAAUCUAGUGCAAUAUUUCUACCUCCUCGUUUGUCUUAAUUGUUCGUUGGUGGGGUUAUGAUGGAUAACUGGAGGGGCUUAGCAUACAAAAACUGGAUGAAAGACUGUAAGUAACAAAAGAAGCCUUUGGUAAAUGUGGAGUUCUUCAUUAUAAGUAGAUUUGAAAUCACAGAUAAAAUCAAAGAAAGCACAGGCCCACAAAUAUUCUGUUUACCUGAACAGUACCUAUUCAGGUCUGGAGGAAAAAACAACAUUUGUAGUAACUUUUUAAGAAUUAAUCAUAAAAACUAACUCUGAAUUUGAAAUUUAUUUGGCUUUUGUUUUCUGAGCCUUUGAAUUAUAGUCCACUGUGUAUAAGAACUAUAUGUAAGGGCAUAUGCAUAUACAUGGGACAUAUAUAGAGACUGUCAAGUACAGAAAACUACACACUCAUUCCAUUUCUUUGGUGUAAACCUAACUUUACAGAACUCCCUUAAGUUUUACAGCUUCUCUCAUAACUACUACCAUUGCCAUCAGAAUUUAUAAUCAAACUUAACUUUUUUGUUUGGGGUACCAAAUCUGAAGACAAAUUAAUUUGCACCAGUAAAUGUCAAGCUGCUCUCUUUCUUGAAAAACUAGUGUUUAAUGUCUAAUGUCUGUUUGGAUAGUGUUCCAAAUUGUUGAUUGCAUGUAGUUAAUGUUGCAUUAGUGUACUUUGCAGUUGCAUAAUUCAUUAAUGUUUUGUGAGCUUGCAUUUGUGAGUUAUUGGAUGAUUAGAUUGAAUUUUGUCAACUAUCACAUUGUACAUCUUGCCUACAUGUCAAUGACUACCAGUAAUAAUAGUCUGUAAUGAAAUUAUAUAAAAUUUUGUUCUAUCACAUCUGUUAUCUGUAAGACACCUAUAACUAGCUUCUUUAAUUUAUUAUUUGAAUUUUAAGGUAGUGAAUCACUAAUUUUUUAGUUGCUGAAAUUUGUAUUUUAGUAAUUACUAAGCACUUCUUUCAGUCAAAAAGAAACGUAUGCUUUGUGCUUUGAAGAUCUUUGAAGAAUUUCCCACAUAAUAGGAUGGGCAUGUAUUGUAACUGUUAUAUGUCAAAUGAUCUGUGCUGUAGGAAAAAAAUUAAUCUUUGUUUAAAAAAGAAACAGAUAAACUUGGCCUUUCCAAGUGGUAAGAAAAAUCUGUCACUAUACUAUUACUGUAUGUUUACAUUUUAUUUAAUCUCUUAUGAAUAUAUGAAUAUGAAUUUUUCCCAAAAACAACAGUGAUUACAAUUGUUUUCUAGAAACUUCUUAGAAGUGCCACACUUGGCAGUACAAAUGAGUUUGAGUGUAAGAGCCCAGAGAUUUCUAUAUAGUUUAAUGUCUAAAAUGGUGAAAUGUGCCACACAGUGGCUUAUGUUUUUCAUAGUAAUUCAAAUGAACUCCUAUUUUUGAUAGUAAAUGUCAUUUAAUAGUGUACUUGCCAUUUGAACCUUACUGCAAAAUUAGUACAAAGAAGGAAACAAUUUUUAAUGUAAUCUUGAUUUUACCUCAUAUACUGUACAUUCCAAAAACUUAACUUUUUAAAAGAUUAUAGAUACACUACCAAACAUAUCAUCUGAAAUUGUAUAGGAUUAAAUUUCAUGUAAGUGAAAAACUAUAACCUUAUAAGGAUACAUAACUAUGUAGCAAAGUAUCUAUAAAAUACAUGGAAAAUAAAAGUUGUAUCAUUCUUUUUUGAGA